AUGUCCACAAAGACACUCAACCAUCCUGAUAUUGGCCGCAUUGCUGGCGUAGAUCAAGAUGAUACCAUCCAAUUUCGAGGCGUCAAAUAUGCGACACUAAAAGACCGCUUUUCUCCAGCCGACCUCGUACAAUAUGACGGGAAGGGCCUGAAUGCAACCAAACAUGGACCCCAGGUCAUUAGCCCGCCAAAUGGCUUGGAUAUGGAGUUCUCCUUCAUUCAGCACGCGCUGCCCAAGCCCGAAUUCCCGGGCAUGAGUGACGUAGAUGGGCUCAACCUUGUCAUCACGGUUCCCAAUGCUGGAGCCGGUGAAACCAAGCACGAACGUCUGCCAGUCCUGGUCUUUAUACACGGCGGCGGUUAUGCCAUUGGUGGCAAUUGGUGGCCACAAUAUGAUUUUUCCAGCCUGGUCCGCCAGGCCGCUCAGCUGGGACGCCCGAUUGUCGGCGUCAAUAUCAACUAUCGGCUGGGAGCCCCAGGGUUCCUAACUUCACCAGAGUUGCGAGCUGCCGGCUGCCGGCCCAACAAUGGGCUGUCGGAUCAACGGACAGCGUUGCGAUGGGUGCAAAAGUACAUCGGCGGUUUUGGGGGCGAUCCUAACAAUGUGACGGUCAUGGGAGAAAGCGCCGGUGGAGUCUCCGCCGGUUAUCUAUUGUUAUCCGAAGAAGCACUUGCGAAGCGCAUCAUCUGCCUAGGAGGAUGUCCACCUUUGCUGGGCCAACUACCCUUGCCGGUAGCUGAUACAGUUGCGGAAAGUGUAAAAAAGCACUUGAAUAUCGAGGGACUUUCGGAAGAGAAUUUCGUCAAGACCCUGAAUGACCUGCCCGCAGAGAACUUUUGGUCAAAGAUUCCACCUAAUGUUCCCUUUACGCCCGUUGUGGAUGGCGAAAUCAUUCCCGAGGUACUGAGCCUAGAGACCUGGGCUCAAUCACCCACAUUGCCUGGCAACAAAUCCAUCGAAGCCAUCCUUGUGGGAGAUUCCAAGCUAGACUCGAGUAUCAUGGGCUACAUGCUUAUGCCACGCAAGUCCGGACUCGGCGCAGCGUUCCGAGACGUGGCAUCCAAGACGUUGGAAAUGCAUCCAGAAGCACUCAAUGCAGUGCUAGAACACUACAGUCUGACUGAAGCUGCUGAAAAGACCCUUACAGAGGACCAAGUCUUUCGCAAUGUUCUCCAAUACAUCUCAGAUGUCGCCUUCUUUGCACCAGCUAUCGAACUAGCUACGGGGUUCAGAAAUACCUCGUAUGUGUACGCCUUCAACGAGCCAAAUCCAUGGGAUGGACUAUUCAAGGGCGAAGCAUCACACAUUCUCGAUGUGGUCUUCAUCUUCCAAAACUACAAUGAAUACUUGAGCGAAACCCAGAGAGUGAGUGCUGUAUCAUUCGGCCAAGAUGUCAUCAUGUUUGCAAAUGGAGAGGCUCCGUGGAAGUCUUUCAGUCCAGGACAGCAUGGCACAGCCGUAUAUGAGGGUGGAACGCGGACGUUUGCAGAGCCACCUGAAAUUGCUGCAACAAAGAGAGACGCAUUUCUCUUUGAACUGACAAGAUCGUCUGGUGGUGUGACAACAGAGAAGCUCUUGCAAGUAUUCAAUAGUCUCAUGAUGUAG
This is a messenger RNA of Pestalotiopsis fici W106-1, 1605 nucleotides long. RefSeq lists its product as uncharacterized. NCBI's taxonomy places the organism in Eukaryota, Fungi, Ascomycota, Sordariomycetes, Amphisphaeriales, Sporocadaceae. The transcript is spliced from 4 exons. The record is from RefSeq and is a predicted model, not a curated record. The coding region runs from base 1 to 1605 and encodes 534 amino acids.